AUGGAAGAUUUUAAUGACGAUGAUAUUCAUAUUUUUGUCACAAAAUUUCAGGAGGAAAACUAGAAAUCAACACUAUAACUAGAUGAGAUAAUGAAUCAAAAAGAAUUUUAAGGAUAAAACUGUAAUUCUAUAUAGAAAAAUUUUAGAAAUGAUAAUCUUACAAUAAGCAAUCAAAAAACAAUAAGAAUUAAAUAAACAAAUUAUUCCAAUAUUAAGUAAGUAAUUCACAUUAUUAUAGAGUAUCUUUAAAAUAAAACUCUGCAAUAUAGAGAUUUAGAAAUAUAAUUUUAACAAUUAAGAACAUCAUAAGAAUAAUUUAAGUAAAAUAUCUCAUAAUCAUAAGUAAAAUUAUGAUUUCAAUAAUAGGAUGAAAUUGAAUAAGCAAAAAAUUCAAUAGCAAAUUCUUAAAUUAUUAUUGAAUAAGAAUAAAAAAUAGUAGAUUUAUAAAAUUUAAAAAUUGAACUUGAAUAGAAAAUAAAAGAACUUGAAUAUGAGAUAAAUGGAAUGAAGUCUGUAGAUAAAAAAGUUUCAUUACAAAUCUCUAAAUUAGAGAAAGCUGUAUAAUUUGAAAAAUAAUGUAUCUAUAUCAACUUUACAUACUUAGAAAAUUCAAUUUUAUAAUAGGAAAAGGCAUCAAUUGAAUUGGAAUUGAGAGCUGCAAAAGAAAAUACUGGAUUUGUAAAAUAUUUAUCCUUAUACUUAGAAUAGGAUGUCAAUAAAACCUAAUUAAAAUGAGAGUGGAGCUAGUUUAACAAAUCAAGAUGAAUUAAAUUUAAGAGAAAAAAACAUAUAAUUAACAAGAGGUAAUAUCUAGCAAAUAUAUAGAUUAAAUUAGAUUUACAAUCAGCGAAAAAGUAACAUGAUAUUUUAAGGGAAACAUAUGAUAAACAAAUAGAUCAAUUAAGAAUUUAAAUUGAAAAUUUUGCAAAGACUAAUAUAGUGAUUACAAAUUAAGUUUAGGAAUUAUAAAAAAAGUUGUAAUUAACUUUAGAAGAAAAGGAUAAAUUUAAAUCGUAAUUAGAAAAAAUGGCUGAUAGCAAAAAUUUGGAUGGAGAGUCAACUUUAAAAGAAUGUAAAGUAAAAUUAAGAAAAUACGAAAGCUUGUUAUAAAAAGCUAAUUCAGAAAUAGAAAUUAAAGACAUAUAAAUACAAGAAUAAUAUUCUAAUUAGUUAAUUGAUAUAAUCAAUAUAAUCGAAAGCUAUAAUAAAGAGAAUCUUCAAAUUAACCAAAAAUUAUAAUAAUAAAUUUAGGUUGUUGAAGAAUUAAAACUAUAAAAAGAAAAUAAAAAUGAGAUUUAGGAUAUAGAAAAAUGUAAAUAAUUAGAAGAGUAAAUUAGUAAAUAGAAAAUGACCAUAUAAAAAUAAAAAAAAUAAAUUGAGCAACUUGAAAAAUCAAAGUAAGAAUGUUUAGUAAUAAGUAAUUCAAAAGUUGAAUCUGAAUAAUCAACCAAAAUAGAGAAUAUUAGUAUUGAUAACUAAUCUAUAAAAAAGACUUAAAAUGUAGAAUAAGAAAAGAUUAUUGAUAAUAUAAAUAUCAAAACUCAAUAACAAAAUAUUACUAAAUUAUAAGAAGAAAAAUAGUAAUUGUAAAUUUAAAAUGAUGAUUUAAAAAAACAAUUAUCUAUUAAAAAUAGUAAUGAUUAAUAAUAGUACGAAUAACUUUUGGUUUAACAAUUAUAAUAAAAAUUAGAAAUAGAAAGAAAUAAUUUUAAUAAAUAGUAAACAUAAUUAUAAUAAGAAUUAGAUAAUUCAAAAUAAUAACAUUAAUUAUUAGCAAAAAAUCAUGAAAACUUAAUAAAUCUUAAUGAUUAAUUAAAUUUAUAAAAAUAAGAUUAAGAAAAAAUCAUAAAUUAAUUAGAAUCAAAUUUAACAAUUCUAAAAAAUGAUUUUGAAAAACUUAAAAAAGAACAUCAAAUUUUAAAAUAAGGAAAUGUAGAUAAUGAAGCUAAGAAAUAAGAAUAUAUAAAUCGUAUUAAAUCUUUAUAAAAUCAAAAAGAAUAAUUUGAACUUGACUCUAUAUAAUCAACAAUCUAAGGUUAAAAUACUUAAGUUGAAUAAAAAGAAUCCAAAAUUACUUAACUUUCAGAAAAAAUAGAAUAAUAAAAUCAGAAAAUUCAAUAAUUAGAGAUUAACGAAAAGAAUUAUCAAUAAUAAAUAGAAGAACUUAAGAAAAUUAAUUAAAUUGUUUAUUCUUCAUAAAUUUCAGAAAAUCCUAUUUAAGAAUAAAAACAGAAAGAAUAAUAAUUAAUAAAGCAAAUAAAUACAAUAAAACAAGAAAAUUUAGAAUUACUUUAAUAAAAUUUAUCGUUUAAAAGUUUAUUGGAAGAACUUAAAUUGUAAAACGAAAAAGCUAAUCAUUAAAAAACUUUAUUUGACAAUUAGAUUUAAGAAUUGAAAUUAAUAUAAGUUAAUCUUCAAAAAAAAAAUAACGAAUAAGAAGAUAAGAUCAAUUUACUUAAAAUAUAGAGAGAAUUGGAUAGUAAGAAAAUUAUGGAAGCCGAAGAAAUAUUAAAAUAAAAAACUGAAUUAGAAAAAAAAAAUUAAAAUUAAAAUGAUACAUUAUAAAAACUGAGUUAGUAAAUUGGAUUACUUGAAAAUGGAAAUUCAAAUGAUUAUGUUGCUACUUAAAAAGCAAAAAUUAUGUAGCUUUAAAAAGAAUUGGAUAAUUAAAAAGUUGAGAUUAAAAACUUAUAUUAAGAAAUAAAAAAGUAUUAAGAAAAGGAGACUUAAAUUAGAAUUUAUAAAGAAAGAUUAGAAAAGAAAUAUUUAGAAUAGAUGACUGAAUUAUCAAAUCAUCAAGAUGAAAUGUAUUUAUAAAUAAAGGAGUUGAGAUCUAAAGCUUAAAUGAGUGAUGAUUAUCUCAAAAAAAUUAAAGAUCUUGAAAUGAAUCUGAAACAUAAAUAAGAUUAAUUAUAAAGCUAUUCUUAGAAAAUAUAGGAGUAGGUAGUUUAUAUAGAUAAGCUUGAACAUAAAAUAUAAGACCUAAAAUGA
Molecule: messenger RNA, 2991 nt
Organism: Paramecium primaurelia
Lineage: Eukaryota; Ciliophora; Oligohymenophorea; Peniculida; Parameciidae
Source: the annotation of a GenBank genome assembly